This is a messenger RNA of Haliotis rufescens (red abalone), 979 nucleotides long. RefSeq names its product von Willebrand factor A domain-containing protein 2-like. The transcript has 5 exons. Lineage: Eukaryota; Metazoa; Mollusca; Gastropoda; Lepetellida; Haliotidae. The record is from RefSeq and is a predicted model, not a curated record. Bases 179 to 931 code for a protein of 250 amino acids.
UAUGCCUGUAAUGUCUGGGUUUCUUUGACAUGGCAGUUUGAAACCCAGGAUCACACAUUUCAGCUAGAGUGGGACCAGCCAAGCUAUUUCAGUGGCUACACAUGUUACACAUCAACUCCAGCAUAUAAAACCAUUCCGUCACUCGCAGCAGCACCACACUGGGUACAACUCUUUCACAAUGCAGAAGGAUCCGAUAAUACUGCUGCUUCUCCUGCUGAUUUGUCAAUCAUGCUGCCAAAGGCAUGGCUCCGAUGGUUCCAGAAUCUGCAGCUUUUCUAAACCUUGUGCUAAUGGGGGCACAUGCACCCCCUUGUCUCAUGGCUCCGUUUGUCAGUGUCAGUUUGGUUUCCGUGGUACCAGGUGUACAGUCUCCCAUGACCAGAACCUAGACAUCCUGUUUGUAGAAGAUGUUUCACGCUCCAUCGGCAAACCCAAAUUUGACGAAAUGAAACGAUUCCAAGAGAGUAUGGUGAACUCUUUCACCAUAGGCCGUGAUGAUGUUAACGUUGCAUUGAUAGCAUUUUCUUCAAACGCGAGAGUGGUAUUCAGAUUCACUGAAUAUAACAACAACAAGUCGGCUGUGCUGGCAGCUCUCCAACAGCAGACAUACGAAGAGGGUCCCUCUACGAACAUUGGCGAUGCCAUCAAGCUGGCAACUAGUACAAUUUUCAACGGCGACCGCAAUGACGCUGACAACAAGGUCAUCAUGUUUACCGAUGGGUACACCACAAGGGAGGACCGGGAGGCCAUUGCUGCCAGUAUUGGUGAUCUGAAAGCCAAAGCUGAGGUAUUUGUUGUUGCUAUCUCCCAAUUAGAUGCCAAUUCCACAAUCCACCUAAUUGCAUCGAGACCUUACAACAUCUUCCCGAUUGGCUCCCCUGAUUCAGUCAGAACUAUCCUACUAAAGAUGAAGCUUGGUCUGAUUGGAUGAAAUAGCUGCACUAAAUGUUACUUCGUAACCAAUAAAUGGUCAACAUAU